AUGUUUUCUUCCACUAUUAAAAUUUCCUCAGUUAGUGAUUACAUCAUACCAAGUUAAGAAUGUAUCAAACCAUUAAUGAAAAAUGUUAAACUUCAACUUGAUGAUCCAUCUAUUUAAUUAAAACCUAAUUUGAUUAAAAAUUAGAAUAAUGUUGCGAAAGUCUCUUUACAAGACUGUCUUGCAUGCAGCGGAUGUGUUACUACUGCAGAAACUAUACUAAUUUAAACCUAAAGUCUAGAGGAAUUUUUGUAAGCAAUUAAGAAAUAUUAAAAUCCUGCAAUUGGAAUUAGUCCAUAAGCAAGAGCUUCCUUAUCUUAUGUAUUAAAUUUUACAGAUUCAGAAAUGCAUUCUAUCUUACACUAAAUAUUUUAAGAAAUGAAUGUUAAAUUAUAUGAUAUGACUGAGUACAUGAAAAUAGCUAUUAAUAACUCAAUUUAAGAGUUUAAAUAAACAAAUAUGACUCCAUUACUUUGUUCCGAAUGUCCAGGAUGGGUAUGUUAUGCUGAAAAGACAUUAGAUGAAUCCAUAAUUAAUCAUAUGAGUAAAGUGAAGAGUCCAUAACAAAUUUUUGGAGCAAUCCAAAAGAAAAAUCAUGAUUACAUUGCUACAAUAAUGCCAUGUUAUGAUAAAAAACUUGAAGCUGUUAGACAAGAAAAUAAUGAAGAUAUAAAUAUUGUUUUAAGUACAAGGGAAAUUGAAUAAUUUGUAAAGGAUUACAUUUAGAAAAUAAAUAUAAUUCCUUAACAAAUUCAACUUUCGACUAUGGCAAUUAAUUUUUAAGAAUAUCAUAACACAUCAUCAAAUAAUUAUUUAGAUUAUAUAAUCUAAAGUGUUUUGAUGCCAAAUUGGAUUGUCAAAUAUAAUAUUAGAAAAAACAAAGAUUUUAUUGAAAUUACUGUUUAUAAUGAAAAUAUGGAAUUAUAAAGUAUUUAUGCUCGUGUUUUUGGAUUAAAAAAUAUAGCUAAUUUAAUUUCUUAAAUUAAAACAAAAACUUGUAAAUAUAAAUAUGUUGAAAUUAUGGCUUGUCCAUUAGGAUGUCUAAAUGGAGGUGGAUAAAUUUAAAUAUAAAAAAACACUGAAAAAGCCAUUGAUUUAGUAAUUAAUUUAUUUUAUCCUUAGAUACCAAAAUUAAAAGAUAUAAUGAUAUCUUAAAAAGUAUAAUUGGAUAAUUCAUAUCAAAAUGAAUAGGAAAUGUUUUUAACUCAAUUUAAACAUAUUAAAAAUGAGAAUAAUUUUUAAUGGUGA
Messenger RNA from Paramecium primaurelia, 1245 nucleotides. NCBI's taxonomy places the organism in Eukaryota, Ciliophora, Oligohymenophorea, Peniculida, Parameciidae. The record is from the annotation of a GenBank genome assembly.